CUAUUGGCACCUCCGAACGUAUAGAUCUAGAUCUCUAGACUCUAUCUAGAUCUAGACCUAGAAAAACUACUGUAUUGUCUGAGUAGUUAAUCAGAACAAUGAGCUCAGUUUCACAGAGGGCAAACCAUCAUGCACUACUUCAUAGACUUACAAACCAAAGUAAUGGCUUACUAAAACCCCUCAAACUCCAGAGGUCUGUUGUUUCUUACUUUAUGCAGCAUCUUGAGCUAAGCAGAAACAAAGAUUUUAAAACAGUACAUUCCAGUGCCAUCAAUGAUGUCAAUAUUGAUCUAACAGAAAACAGAUACUUGUUAUCUGGUGGAGCAGAUGGAACAAUAGCAAUCCAUGAUUUAGAAAAUUUAACAGACAUUGAUGAAAUUAACCAUAGCCGGACUUACAAACUGGUGUGCUCAGUGUCACCAGGUAAUAGAAAUGCACACAAACGAAGCAUAGAAACAGUCCAGUGGUAUCCACUAGACACUGGCAUCUUUACAUCUAGUGGAACUGACAGACUAUUGAAAAUUUGGGAUACAAACACCUUGAAAACUGCUGAGGAAUAUAAUUUUAGUGGCGUCGUACACUGUCAUCAAAUGUCUUCCAUAGCUACCAAACACAAUUUGAUAGCUAUUGGAACAGAUAGCUCUAUUGUUAAACUAGUAGACCCAAGAGCUGGUUCAGCCACACAUUCACUCAGGGGCCAUAAGGAUGGGGGAGUUCGGGCAGUUUCAUGGUCAAAUAAAGAUGAGUUUUUAUUGGCCACUGGAGGUGUUGACAAUUUUGCAAUUUUAUGGGAUGUUCGAACAGCUAAAGGAUGUCUGAUGAAGUUACAAGACAAAAAGAAGAAAAAGUCGGGUUUCACUCCAGACACUACUCAUGAUGGUUCAGUGAAUGGUCUUCAUUUUACUGCUGAUGGUCUUCACCUUGCCACGGUUGGCACUGAUCAAAAGUUCUUUUUGUGGAAUGUCUAUACUGGGAAGAAGUUGCCAAUGAACUUUCCUGCUCUUAGUCACAUCAAGAGAAGAUGUAUCAAGUUUUACCUCACCAAAGGGGGCUCUGACAAUCAUGCAUUCAUUCCUACUGGGUCCAGCAUAUCAACCUUCAGUUUAUCAUUGCCAUCAUCCAAGAGUAAACAUUUGUAUGGUCACUACAACAGUGUCAACUGCUGCACAUAUCAGGAGCAAGGAAACCAGCUAAUAAGUGGGGGCAAUGACCAGAAAAUUUUAGCCUGGACUCACAAAGGAGAUCAAGACUUUGAAGAGUAUUUAUGUGACAGGCAGGUAGAAAAGAUGGAAACUAAAGUCAAAAGGAACCUUGAAGAAGUUUUAGAGUUGCCCCCAAUACAGACCAUCCCAGAGGCCAUUGCUCAGACUUUAGAUACAUGGAGUGAUGAUGAAAUAUAGACCUCUAGCACUAGGAACACCGAUGUGCCAAGUGGAAGAUCAUAUACUUCACUAACAUCCUGCACACCAGAAACACAAGGCCCAUAGGCAAGUGAAGCUUGAGCUUUAACUUCCUUAGCAAAGGUCAUAUCAUUGACCUCCUUCAGUUGCUGAAGGACUAUGGUUCAUUUCAUGGAGCAUUUUUUCAUGCGACUGUAGAGCCAUUCCGAUCUACAUACAAUGCAGGUGGCUAGUGCUUUGGAUUGAUGAUACAUGGUAUUGGUCUUGAACCUGUUAUUCUGAUAAACUGUCUCAAAUUUAAAAAGCAAAUAUACAAACAAUAUAGAUUGUUAUGGUUCAUCACAUAGGACUUAACAUGUGUAUUUUUGUUUUGUUUCAUGUUUCUUGAAAUUAUAAUGAGACAAUGCUUAGCAUUUGAUGCCAGUCAAAUUAUAAAAAGAUGAACAUUGAGGGACAUGGAGGCCAAAGCAGUAGAAUACUUGCUAUUGAGGUCUGUAAAGGGAACAUAAGUUACACAGAUUUAUUAGUAGAAUAUUGACUGAAUACAAAUGUAUAUAGUAUUGAAAAGCAAAAACUAAGUGGGUGUAAAGCUGAUAGACAUUCAGAGAUAAAAAUAGAUUUAUAUUGCACACUUAUUAGUUUAAACUUUAUUCUACAACUAAUUCAGCUACAUCAGACUUAAUUUAUCAAAAGUUGUCUAAUUUUUAUGCUAUUUAGUGUCAUUAGCUGUUUUUAGUUAUUUUAUAAGUACAUUUUUUAUUCAUUGUUUUUCAAAUGAAGAAAUUUAUUGUAAGUGUUUUGUAUCUUUUUCACAUAAGUAUUUUAUGUGAGAAUUAAUAAACAUCAAACCUCAAAUUAAUACCAAAUUAAUACCAAUUAAACAUUUGGUUUAAAAUGAUAAAUUUUUUUGUAGGCAAUGUCUACCAAGCAGUGGUUCUCUCAACCCUUCUAUAUGGAUCCGAGACAUGGAUACUAUACAGAAAGAAACUUGUAUUCACCAAAGAUGUCUUCAUAUUUUUGAACUGGAGUUUUAAUUGGUAGUGGUAAUCUGGAGAGUCCAUCAGCUUUGGCUUGUGACUUGGACUUUCUAAAUUCAAUUGAGCAGUUAAAUCCUGAAAAGAAUACUGCAUACAGCUUUUGUCCCAAAUGAAUUUAACUUUAUCUUGUAAUAUAUUGUAUAGUGGUUUAGCUAUUUGUGCAAUAUUUUUUAGCCACUUAUGGUAAUAGUUAACCAUACCUAAAAAAGACCUCAGUUGUGACUUAUUGUUUGGAGUACUGCUAAUACCUUGUCAUUAGUUUUAUGUAAUCCUUCUUUUGAAAUUCUUAUUCCACAGAAAAUAUUUUCAUCUUUGAAGAAAGCACAUUUUUCCAGAUUUGCCUUGAGACCAUAUUCCUUCAGUCUGCCGAGUAGACUUCUUAAAUUUGCAAGAUGUUCUGUGUCAUCUUUUCCUGUGAUGAUCAUGUCGUCUUGAUUGCAUUGUACUCCUGGCAGUUCAUUGAAGAUAAUAUCCAUAGUUCUUUGCCAUAUCAUAGGAGCUGAUGUGAUCCCAAAAACGAGUCUGUUGUACACAUAUAGGCCUUUGUGUGUAUUGAUGGUUGUUAAAUGUUUUGAAGCUUCAUCUAGUUGAAGUGUAAGAUAUGCUUGUCAUAUAUCUAUUUUUGAGAAUUUGUCUCCCUUUUCUAAGUUAGCAAGAAUAUCUUCUAUUCUUGGUAGAGAAUAUUGUUCGACUUUUAACACUGGGUUGAUAGUUACCUUGAAGUCACCACAUAUUCGAACGUCACCUGAUGGUUUCAUUAUUGGUACUAUUGGUGUUGCCCAAUUGCUGUAAUUCACUUUAGACAGAAUUCCUUCAUUCUCUAGUUUAUUCAACUCCUUUCUACUUUUGCCUUGAUAGCAUAAGGGAUGGGCCUUACAUUGCAGAAUUUAGGUUUAGCAUCAUCUUUUAUUGCUAUGUUUGCAUGCAUGUUUCUAACGGUGCCUAUUCCUUCUGAGAAGACCUCUUCAAAUUCCUUGAUUAGACAAUUGAUAUUUUCUUGUAUACUAGAUUCAGAGAUAUUAACUGUUAGAUGUCACUCCAGUUGAUCUUCAGAGAUCUUAUCCAUUCACGUCCUAGUAUAGGAUUGCUACCUUUACUCAAUAUGUAUAGAGGAAGUUUCUUUGUUUCAUGAUGAUUGUAUACUAUUACAUUUGCUUUUCCCAAAGUGAGUAUUUCUUCUCCUGUAUAGGUUCUCAAGCGAACAUUGGUGCAUUCAAGUUUUGGGUUUCUUUUAAAGAUGUUCUUGUCAUUAAUGAUAGAUCAGAACCUGUAUCUUUAUCCAUUUCUGUGUCGGUUCUGUCGAUAUUAAUUUUGAUGCACAUUUUGUGUUUAUUGACAAACUGAAUAUUUCUUCUUCUGUAUCUUCUUGUACAUUGUGUAACUUCCCUUCUCUUUUGCAUGCUUUUUCUAUAUGACCUUGUUUGCCACACCUGAAACAAUUGGCACUGUGAAAGAAGCAUCUCUUUCUUGUAUGAUUUGACUUGCCACAGGAGAGACACAAAGUUCUGGUCCCCCUUUAUCUUCUUGUUUUGACGAAGGUGAGUUGUAAGGUUUCUUUUGAUCUCUUGUAUAGCGAUCGUCUUUCAUUCCAAGUUCAGCUUUUUCUGUGCUCCUGUUGGUUUGCAUCCUAUGUAGAGAUUGAGAUUGAUUAGACUGAAUCUGUUCAGCAUCUCUCUUUGCUGUCUCCAUGGCUGUAGCUAUGUUGAUAACUCGAUAAUGUUAGAUUGGCCUCCUGAAGGAGUCUUUUCUGAAUGUGGUUGGGAGGCUAAGUAUGUAAGCUUGAACUUGGCUUGGCUACCUAUGAAAGGGGCUCGAGGUUCAACACCCAACUUGAGCAAAGUUGAGUUCACUGAGCGCCUAAAGGCAGCACAGAAAACCUACUCCCAGAUCCCCCUCCCCCCACUGGUCCACAAAUGAGAUUGGACCAAAGCGCUCUGAGCAUGCUAUAAGCAUGAAAGUAGCGCUAUAUAAAAGCAAUAAUCUAUUUAUUUAUAUCUUUUAGACCACAAACAAAUCUAUCUCUAAGCGAAUUUUGAAGAUCUGAGCCAAAAUUACAGUGUUCUGACACUGCUUUGCAGUUAUAAAUUCAUUGUUUGUUUCCUUGUCUUCUUGGAUUUUGUUGUGGAAUUUAAAUCUUUCCUUAAUAUCCAAUGGAGGAGGGCUGGAAUAACUGUUAAGCAGCUUGCAAAGCUCUUCAUAUGAUUUCUUAAUGGGCAACUCUGGGGACGCCAAUUACCUUAAUGUUGCAUAAGGUUUUGGCCCCUAUUGAGGCUAUUAAUAUAGCUGCCUUUUUCUCAGAUGGAGUACUGUUUGCAACAAAGGCAUCUAGCCUUUCUUUGUAGUUUAUAAACGUUUCUGUACUUUCAUUAUAUGUGUCUGGUUAUCCCAUCCUCGUCGCCAAUUGUGGUGUCGUGACUUAUUAAGGUUCUAUUAUAUUUAGAAGGUUAAGUGAAGACAUGCUUAGUAUUUACAACAUUUUCCAGUGAAUGACCCAGAAGUGAUGUUCUUUAUUAGUAACAUUAAUAAACAUACAUAUAUAAAUUCGCAUAAUACAAUAAUAAUAAUAUACCACAGUGCUCCUUCAUGAGCAUACGAUGGCAAGAUAGUGUUAUAAAUAAUGAUGUUCUUGCUUAUAAUCUGACAGCUACGCUGGGCAGGGCACAUAUCCUGUAUAGGGGACAAACUGUGUGGUUGCUUGCUUUAACUGACAAAGAAAAAAGCACCUGACAGCAGGUGGUUUCUGAUUGAGACAGCUGGAGAUUUAUUACAAACGCAUCAGGGGAUAUACAAUACCAAAAUUAAUUUUACUGCAAAUGACAGACAUAGCAAAAAUGGAACCAUAACCAACCACCGGCAGACAACAGUAAUGUCUGCACUGGCUGUGGCAGAAUAUGUUGAUCACAGCUAGGACAAUGUAGCUCUGUGAUGUAGCCCUCCUCUAUAAUCUUCAGACUUUAAGACGAGCUUUAUUAUUAAAAUGUCAUUCUCAAGUAUCAUUAUUUAUUAUGCAGUAUUGGAUAAAACAAUAAUCAUUAUGAUGCCUUGUAAUUAAGUCUGCCUACGCAGCAAUGAAGUAGAAUGUGUUUUUCUUUUUAAGAUUGGUAUAGUUAAUUUUGAGUACAUUAAUUAAAAGCAAACAAGAGGUUUUUUUAAAUAAUGUAAAGACUAGUCAGGUGAAACAAUUCAGUACAAAAUAAUUUUAUUGCAAAUAGUAUCAUUUAAUUAACUUCAUUAAAAUGUUCAACCCAUAUACACAAUUUUAUGUUUCAAGUCUCACAUGUGUUUUAUUCAACACAGCAAAAGAAAAACUAGAAAUAUUUCUGUCUACUUUUCACCAGACAUUGUUUAAAUAUCAUUUCAAUGGCAUUCUUAGCAAGUACACAAGGCAUGGUCUGCCAAGUUGUUUACAGAGAAAUUUGUAGCUUAAUGAUGUCAACUUCUAGAAAUUAGUGAUAUUUUAAAAUGGCUAAAAAUAGUUCAGAAAAUACUAGACUACUUCUGUAACUACAGAUUGAAAAAGCUAUCUAAAAAGGAUGACACUAGUUUCAGGAUUCAAUUAUUUCUUUGAUACUUUUAAUUUCAAUGAAAGUUUUGAUUGAAUAUUGUAAUUCUAGAUAUAAAACAG
Molecule: messenger RNA, 6062 nt
Organism: Biomphalaria glabrata
Lineage: Eukaryota; Metazoa; Mollusca; Gastropoda; Planorbidae
Product: DNA excision repair protein ERCC-8-like
Exons: 6
Coding region: 99-1400 (433 amino acids)
Biological process (GO): transcription-coupled nucleotide-excision repair; protein polyubiquitination; proteasome-mediated ubiquitin-dependent protein catabolic process
Cellular component (GO): Cul4A-RING E3 ubiquitin ligase complex; nucleotide-excision repair complex
Molecular function (GO): protein binding
Source: RefSeq, a predicted model, not a curated record